This is a messenger RNA of Caenorhabditis sp. 36 PRJEB53466, 1443 nucleotides long. NCBI's taxonomy places the organism in Eukaryota, Metazoa, Nematoda, Chromadorea, Rhabditida, Rhabditidae. The record is from the annotation of a GenBank genome assembly.
AUGGAUUUCAAAGCGAAAUUGCUAGCCGAAAUGGCAAAAAAGCGAAAAGCGGUAGCCGAUUUGGUGGUGAAGGACGGAAAUGCGAAAUUUGUGAAAGGAGCCGAUUUGGAGGCACGUCGCAACCGUGAAUACGAAGCCAAACAGCAGGAAGUUGUCGCCAAAAAACAGGUACAUUUGAAAAACACUUUUAAAUUCAGAAAAAUCAAUAUCUAAUUUCAGAAGCUCGACGAUCAAAUCCAACAAGAGUCUUCGAGUCGUGCCAAGCGAGUCCCGGCUGAAAAUGAGACGGAAAUUGACGAGAAAACCGCAAUUUCCGAGAUUCGUGUUCGUUUGCGACAGCGCGGACAGCCGAUUUUACUUUUUGGUAGGUGAAAUUCAAACAAUUUCAACCUAAACAUUGUUUUUCUGCAGGCGAAUCGGAAAUGGACGUGCGAAAACGUCUUCAUCAAUUGGAAAUUGCGCAGCCGGAUUUGAACGAAGGAUGGGAAAAUGAGUUGCAGACGGCGAUGAAGGACAUUGGAAAAGAGAUGGAUAAGGUGAUUUUCAGAUGUUCUUUUACAAAAAUAUUUAAAAAUAUUCAGGCAGUGGUGGAGGGCACUUCGGACAGUGCAACCCGUCAUGACGUGGCACUUCCCAGCGGAUACGAAGAGGAUAAUUGGAAGAAUAUCGAGCACACUUCCACGCUUCUCGGCGUUGGUACGCUUUUUUUUAGCUAAAAUACACAACAAACUGAACAUUUCUAGGCGACGACAUGAAGCGAGAUUGUGAUAUUAUCCUUUCGAUUUGCCGUUAUUUGCUCGCCAGAUGGGCCAAAGAUCUCAACGAUCGGCCGUUGGACGUGAAAAAGACGCCGUCAGGUAGAGGAAACAUUUUCUCUGCAAAAAAUUGACAAAGAUGACCAUUUUUCUUCAGGAAUGCAUGAGGCAGCGCAUCACAAACAGACGACGAUGCAUUUGCGAAGCUUAAUGUCGUCGAUGGAAAAGUACAAUGUGAACAAUGAUAUUCGCCAUCAUUUGGCCAAAAUUUGCAGGUAAAUCCCGUAAAAUUAGGAAAUUUCACCAAGAUCUGCAGACUGCUGGUAAUCGAGCGCAACUACCUGGAAGCGAACAACGCCUACAUGGAGAUGGCUAUCGGAAACGCGCCGUGGCCCGUCGGAGUCACACGAUCAGGAAUCCAUCAGCGUCCCGGCUCCGCAAAGGCGUACGUGAGCAACAUUGCACAUGUGCUCAACGACGAAACACAGAGAAAGUAUAUUCAGGUUUGUACUUGGCAUUGGUCCAAAUUUUACUCACAAAGUUUGAAAAAUUGCAUGAAAACUGACAUUUCUCACAUUUCUAUUAAAUGCAACUUAUUUUUCAGGCAUUCAAGCGACUGAUGACCAAAAUGCAAGAGUACUUCCCGACAGACCCAUCGAAAAGUGUCGAAUUUGUGAAAAAACCCUAA